AUGAUGGUAGUACUAGUCAAACCGGAGACGGAGACGAAGACGAAGGCGAGAAGACCUGAGGUCAGAGCGACCAAGCCUGAGACCAAGACGGCGAGACCUGAGAUCAAGACGAAGAGCUCUGACACAAAGACGACGAAACUCGAGACGAAGACGACGAAGGUCAUGACGAAGACGACAAGAUUCCAGACCACCACGAAAUCCGACACCAAGGCGAAGGAGUCCGAAGUCAGAUUCAAGGGACCGGAGACGAAACGCAAGAAGCCUGCUAUCAUGGCAAAAAGGCCCGAGUCGAUUCUGAAGAAUCCGAGGGCGAGGAUCAAGCAGCCUACGGACAGAAGGGCUAAACCGGCGACAAAGGACAACCCUGAGACGACGAUAAUAAUCAAGGUUGAGACGAAGACCAAUGCUAAGACCCAGCCGAGGGUCUAG
Messenger RNA from Penicillium paradoxum, 429 nucleotides. RefSeq lists its product as uncharacterized. The transcript has a single exon. The record is from RefSeq and is a predicted model, not a curated record. Lineage: Eukaryota; Fungi; Ascomycota; Eurotiomycetes; Eurotiales; Aspergillaceae. The coding region runs from base 1 to 429 and encodes 142 amino acids.